AUGGAGGACAGAGGGCAUAAACUCAAUGGCUGCUGUCGGGACAUCAACAUUGCUGUCCUUGGAGCUAAACAUGUUGGCAAAUCUGCGAUGAUUGUCCGCUUCCUGACUGGCCGAUUUAUUGGAGAUUACGACUCGGAGAUGGAGGCCGUGUUCAGCACACAUGUCCCCAUAGACGGCAAACAAUGUACUGUCAACAUUAUGGACACAGCUGGUUACGUGCCAGACCAAGAACUGAAAGAGGACCUGGUCAUGUGGGCCGACGGCUUCAUCCUGGUCUUCUCGCUGACCGACACCCACAGCUUCCAGGUGGUGGAGGAGUUAAUCACCGAGCUCAGGAAGAUCAGGGAAGACGAGAGAAUUCCUAUUCUGGUUGCUGCCAACAAAAGUGAUCUUGUUCACUUGAGAACUGUCAAUUCGGCAGAGGCUGAGACCAGUGUUAGCGAUCAAGGGAUGUUUAUUUCUGCCAGUGAGGAGCCAGAAUCCGUCAAAAACGCCUUCCUUAAACUGUGCAAGCAGAUUCGUUGCGUCAGCAAGAAGCGGGAAAAGUUGUCCUGGACGCUACAACGACCAGCUGUCGCUGCCAAACUUCAGAUCCGUCAAUCGCUGAAAAAUCUGGCAGAAAAGAAACUAUGGCGUUCGAGAACAUCUACUUUCUAA
Messenger RNA from Candidula unifasciata, 657 nucleotides. Lineage: Eukaryota; Metazoa; Mollusca; Gastropoda; Stylommatophora; Geomitridae. The record is from the annotation of a GenBank genome assembly.